Aspergillus bombycis is the source of this 750-nucleotide messenger RNA. Its product is annotated as orotate phosphoribosyltransferase. Gene Ontology annotation, molecular function: orotate phosphoribosyltransferase activity. Lineage: Eukaryota; Fungi; Ascomycota; Eurotiomycetes; Eurotiales; Aspergillaceae. The record is from RefSeq and is a predicted model, not a curated record. Gene Ontology annotation, biological process: pyrimidine ribonucleoside biosynthetic process; pyrimidine nucleotide biosynthetic process; 'de novo' pyrimidine nucleobase biosynthetic process. The transcript has a single exon. Gene Ontology annotation, cellular component: cytoplasm. Bases 1 to 750 code for a protein of 249 amino acids.
AUGUCCGCAGCUACCAUCCCUGCUCCUGCCGCUGAGCAGGACUACAAGGAGACUUUGCUUCCCUUGUUGAUGAAGAAUAACGUUCUAUCCUUUGGCUCCUUUAUCCUUAAGUCUGGCCGUGAAUCUCCUUACUUCUUCACCUCGUCUCUCCUUCACACUGCGCCUUUGCUCCGUGCCACCUCGGCGGCCUAUGCCAGUGUCUUGUCUGCCCCGCCAUUUGUAACUGUUGCGGCCGACGGUACUACCAAGCCCAACUUUGAUAUUAUCUUUGGCCCGGCCUAUAAGGGUAUUCCGGUGUGCGCCUCCGUUCUGAAUGAAUUAGCGGUGCGGGACUCUCUCUCCGCGUCCGCUAAGGGAACCUGGGACAAUGUCAGCUACUCCUUCAACCGUAAGGAGGCCAAGGACCACGGCGAAGGAGGAAACAUUGUCGGUGCUCCUCUGAAGGGAAAGCGUGUCGUCAUUGUCGACGACGUUAUCACAGCCGGAACCGCCAUCCGUGAGGCCGUGAGCAUCAUUCAGAAGGAAGGCGGUAUUGUUACCGGUAUCGUUGUCCUCCUCGAUCGUGAGGAGAGAGUCAGCGACGCUGAGCCUAAGAGUGCUAUCGGUGUUGCACAGAGGGACCUUGGUGGAAACAUCCCCAUUCGCGCGGUGAUUGGUCUUCAUGACUUGAUCGAAAAGUUGGGCGAUAGGAUCGGGGAGUCCGAGAUCCAGCGGUUGAAGGACUACAGGGCUCGCUAUGGAGCCGAAUAG